UCUGGCUUCAGCUCUGAGAUCAAACCCUUCACACCUGAUAGAGCUGGAUCUCAGAGGAAAUGAUCCUGGACAUUCAGGAGUGAAGGAGCUCGAUGAUUUACUACAGAGUCAGUACUACUCACUGAAGACACUGCGGUUGUUACAAAGUCCUGAUGCAGAAGAAGCCUGUAAAUAUCUGACUGAGUUUCUUCACAUUAAAAACCCAUUACUCAUGAGUGAGCUGAAUCUGAGUAAACGUGAACUAGAGGAAACACAAGUGAAUCAGAUCGCUGCUCUACUACAGGAUAAACACUGUAAACUCAGCACACUGAUGCUGUGUAAUUGUGGUCUAACAGAGAAAAGCUGUUCAGCUCUCGCUACAGUCCUGAGAUCAAACCCCAGUCUGAAAGAGCUUGACAUGAGCAACAAUAAUCUACAGGAUUCAGGAGUGAAGAAACUCCAGAAUGGAUUAGCGGAUACAAAAUGCACUUUGCAAAAACUCAGAGUUUCAGACUGCAGUAUCACUGAAGAAGGUUAUAAAGCUCUGGCUUCAGCUCUGAGAUCAAACCCUUCACACCUGAUAGAGCUGGAUCUCACAGGAAAUGAUCCUGGACAAUCAGGAGUGCAGGAGCUUGAUGAUUUACUACUGGAUCCAAACUGUCAGCUGAAGACGCUGAGGUUUUUGGGUCCUGCUGCAGAUGAAGCCUGUCAGUAUGUGACUAGAAUUGUGGGUAAAAACCCGUUACUCCUGAAAGAGGUGAAUCUGAAUGAACGUGAACUAGGAGACACACAAGUGAAACAGAUCACUGCUCUACUGCAGGAUAAACACUGUAAACUUAACACAUUGACACUGAAAAAUAACAACAUUACAGAAGAAGGUUGUGCUGCUCUGACUUCAGCAUUUAAUUCAAAUCCUUCCAACCUGAUAGAGCUGGAUCUGAGUGGAAAUAAACUUGGAAACUUAGGAAUACAGAAGAUCUGUCUUCUGUUGAAAAGCACAGAAUGCAAAUUAGAAAAACUAAAACUUUCAAACUGCAGUAUCACUGAAGAAGGUUAUAAAGCUCUGGCUUCAGCUCUGAGAUCAAACCCUUCACACCUGAUAGAGCUGGAUCUCACAGGAAAUGAUCCUGGACAAUCAGGGGUGAAGCAGCUCAAUGAUUUACUACAGGAUCCAAACUGUAAACUGAACACACUGAGGUUUUUAGAGCCUGCUGCAGAUGAAGCCUGUCAGUUUGUGUCUGGAAUUGUGGGUGAAAGCCCAUUACUCCUGAGAGAUCUUAAUCUAGAAAAACAGAACCUAGGAGACAAACAAGUGGGUCAGAUCUCUGCUGUACUGCGGGAUAAACACUGUAAACUCAACACAUUGACGCUGAAUAAUAACAGCAUUACAGCAGAAGGUUGUGCUGCUCUGACUUCAGCAUUUAAUUCAAAUCCUUCAAACCUGAUAGAGCUGGAUCUGAGUGGAAAUAAACUACAAAACACAGGAAUUGAGAAAAUCUGUCCUCUGUUGGAAAAUGCACAAUGCAGAUUAGAGAAACUGAAACUUGCAGAUUGUAGUAUUACUGAAGACGGAUAUAAAACUUUGACUUCAUCUCUAAAGUCAAACUCACACCUGACAGAGCUGGAUCUUAGAGGAAAUUAUCCUGGACAGUCAGGAGUGGAGGGGCUCACUGAUUUACUGCAGGGAGGAUACUGUAAAUUAAAGACCAUCAGUUUUUUGAAAAGCCCUACUGCACAGGAGGCAUGCGAGCACCUUACUAAAGUACUAGGUAAAAAUCCAUUAGUUCUGACAGAACUGGAUCUGAGUGAAGAUAAAUUAGGAGAUCUGGGUGGGAAGAAACUCUCUGCUCUUUUGAUGGACUCUCAUAGCAAAGUGGAAAAAAUGAAGCUGAAUAAUUGUAAGCAGACAGAGAAAAACUGUUUAGCUCUAGCUACUGUUCUCUCCUCCAAAACCAUCCUGAAAGAGAUGGACCUGAACAACAGUCGUCUGCUGGACUCAGGAGUCAGAAAGAUC
Molecule: messenger RNA, 1993 nt
Organism: Labeo rohita (rohu)
Lineage: Eukaryota; Metazoa; Chordata; Actinopteri; Cypriniformes; Cyprinidae
Product: ribonuclease inhibitor-like
Exons: 12
Molecular function (GO): protein binding
Source: RefSeq, a predicted model, not a curated record